Messenger RNA from Leptonychotes weddellii (Weddell seal), 599 nucleotides. NCBI's taxonomy places the organism in Eukaryota, Metazoa, Chordata, Mammalia, Carnivora, Phocidae. The record is from RefSeq and is a predicted model, not a curated record.
AGGUCCCCCGCAUCUACUGGGAGCUGUCCACCAAACGGGUCCUUCUGAUGGAGUUUGUGGAUGGCGGCCAGGUCAAUGACAGAGACUACAUGGAGAGGAACAAGAUUGACGUCAACGAGAUCUCAUGCCACCUGGGCAAGAUGUACAGCGAGAUGAUCUUUGUCAAUGGCUUCGUGCACUGUGACCCGCACCCCGGCAACGUGCUGGUGCGGAAGCGCCCAGACACAGGGAAGGCGGAGAUCGUCCUGCUGGACCACGGGCUCUACCAGGUGCUCACAGACGAGUUCCGCCUGGAUUACUGCCACCUCUGGCAGUCGCUGAUCUGGACUGACAUGGAGAAGGUGAAGAAGUACAGCCAGCGCCUGGGAGCCGGGGAGCUCUACCCCUUGUUUGCCUGCAUGCUGACCGCCCGGUCUUGGCACUCGGUCAACAAGGGCAUUGGCCAAGCUUCGGUCACCGCCACAGAGUCUGUCAGUUGGCCAGACCCGUGCAGACUUGCCCACAGCCAGCUUGGACUCCGCCGAGGACCGGCUUGGACUCCGCCGAGGUCCCUGCUCACCACAAGGGACUCCGCCAAGAUUGACCUCAUUCUCCAGUAA